Messenger RNA from Rotaria sp. Silwood1, 327 nucleotides. NCBI's taxonomy places the organism in Eukaryota, Metazoa, Rotifera, Eurotatoria, Philodinida, Philodinidae. The record is from the annotation of a GenBank genome assembly.
AUGAACGUUGGACCACCACCAUCCUACAAUACCCAAGAUCCUUAUCGACAAGAACCAUCAAACAUGUCACAACCAGUAUAUGUGGGAUCGACAGUAAUUAUUGUAGGUGAAUAUCCAAUACAAUGUACAUGUCCUUACUGUGGAAAACAGAUUGUUACACGGACACAAAAGAAGCCUAGUAUUCUAGCUUGGAUUAUAUGUGCCGUUCUUUUCUUUACAUUUCUAUGGCCUUGUUGUUGGAUGCCAUUUUGUGUUGAUGUUUGCAAGGAUACCGAACAUUAUUGUCCGAAUUGUGGUACACUUCUUGGUGUCAAGAAACAAAUAUAA